UUAAAUCUCCCAAUACAGCUGACAAAAUGUAUAAAACAAUGUAUUGAAACACUUUAUUUUUUACCAAACAAUAGCUAUGUCAUGCCUCAAAAUAGGAUAGUUUUGAAAAGAAAGUUACAUUUGUGUCCAAUGUCUUGCAGACUAGCUGUAAACCUCUCUCUCUCUGUUAUUUGUGUUUCGGUUUUCAUAGUGGAGUCCUUUGCAGAGAGCCCUUCCUUGCUGGCUGAAAGCGGUCCUCUGCUGCCAUCAAGAGAUUAGAACAGAAAUAUUGCCAUCAGGGUUGCAACCGCCUUCUUAUUUUCUCCAGUAAACAAAAGAACAGUAUUUUAUUUUUUUUGUUCAGGGCUGUUUGAUUAUUAACACAACACUAGGCACACUUUUUCAGAUCAAAAAUAAUGAUCGUAAGGCACAUAAGUAUGCAUCUGGGAUGUUCCUGGUCAAUAAAUUAUGGAAGAAUUAGACAUUUUUUGGCAACAGGUAAAAUGUCUGUAAUUACUGGUAGUGCUUCAUUAGCUACUGCAAUAAUAAAUAGUUUCAAGCGCUUGCAUACUUUUACAAUAAUGUGAAGACCAAUUGCCAGGACAUCAAGUUUGCAUUGAGCAGACAUCAAAAGAAAAACACAAAUAAAAUCUGUCUAUAUGACUUCUUAAAGAUAUGAGCCAUCACUUUUCUUUUUGAGUCUCUCCAAAAGCAGAAAAUUAAUCUGACAUUUAACAGUGGUGUUUCUUUUGUUGUUGUGUUUUACAGUUCUUUUUCCUGGUUCAGCCAACCCUAUAUACCAGGCCGCUGACAUUGCCACCAACAGUUUUUUCUACUGCAGCCUUAUCCUGUUUCUCAAGUGUCCUUUCUAUUGACUGUGUGUGUGCGUGUGUGCGUGUGCACGCAAAUGUGUCUUCCUCUCUCUUCAUCCCCCAAAAUAUAAUUUUCAGAUUCCAUAUAGAUCACUAUCUUCAUAAAGCAGAGUUAUUUUAAAUUGUUCAGAUAUAGUUUUUCGUGGCUUAGUAACAGGUCUAUAGUUCUAUAGUUAGUUUCUGCUGUUGUGGGUUAAUCAUGGGUAAGAAUUGCAUUAUAAUCUGGUUACUAAGUAAGUAUUUUUUGCAGUGGAAAUAUUAAAUACAGACCACCAACAAAUUUGCUAUUUUUAUGCUGGUAGUAAGAGAUGUUGAAAUGUGCCCUACUGUCUCCACCUAAAUCAACUUUGUUUUUUGUAUCUCAAUGUUUUUGUGUGCUUUAUAGCGAAGCAGCCGGCGUGAGUCGAUUGUUCAUAAAACAUCUAAUGAAAGUUGAGAGCACAUCCCGCGGGACAACUGGCUGUGCUUGCAUACGUUUGGUUCAUGACUUAAAAUUCAAGUACAGGAGUGAUUCCUGAUGAAUCUAAAGCUAUGUCGCUGCUCGCUCCAGCCAAUGCUGUGGCAGGGAUGAUGCCUGGAGGAGGACUUCUCCCCACACCCAAUCCUUUAGCAACAAUGGGAGCGUCAGCAUUUGGUCUACCAACCAUUGAACAAAUGGCUGCAAUGGGAUUCCAAGGUCCUAAUAUGAACCCUCAGGCUCUGUCUGCAGAUUUCCUCAAGCUUAUGCAGUCAAUUGACCCUAAAUUGAAUCCUUUAGCAGGACUUGGCUUAACUCCAGGCUUAAAGACAGAUGCCACCAGCAAGGAGAUUGAAGAAGCAAUGAAGAGAGUACGAGAGGCUCAGUCUUUGAUAUCGGCUGCCAUUGAACCAGGAAGCAAAAAAGAUGACAAACGUAAGCAUUCCCGCUCCAGUUCACGAUCACGCCGCAGGAGGUCCAGGUCUCGUUCCAGGCACAGGCGGUCAAAGAGUCGGUCACGACGCAGGUCUCAUUCCAGGAGCAGAAGGAGGUCCAAGAGUCCAAGGCGGAGGAGGUCCCACUCACGAGACAGAGGUCGCCGCAGUCGCUCCAGGGACAGAAGGAAAGAGGAGAAGUCUAAAAAGCGAUCUAAGACACCACCUAAAAGCUACAGCAGUGCUAGAAGAUCCCGAAGUAUCAGUCGGAAGCACAGACGAAGCCGCAGUGCAUCUCGCUCACCUCGGAAAAAGCCUUCCAGAUCGCCAUCCCCCAGACGCCAUAAAAAAGAAAAGAAGAAAGACAAGGAGCGUGAAAAAGAGCGUGACAGAAGGGAGGACAGAGACCGAAGCAGAGACGAGAGAGAGAGGGAGCGCUCAAACAGCAAGAAGAAGAAAAGUAAAGACAAGGAGAGAGAUCGAGAGCGCAAAUCUGACAGUGAGAAGGGAGACGUAAAGGUGACGCGGGACUAUGAUGAAGAAGAACAAGGUUACGACAGUGAAAAAGAAGCGGAAGAGGAUGACGAGGAGAGAAAAAGUGAUUCAGACUCAAACUCCUCUCCCAAAGGGAACGCCCACAAAACUGAAGCCUCUAAAAAGUCAAAGUUAAAUGGUGACGAUCACCAGCAGGAGGAUAUGGAGAUGAGUGACUGACUGAAUUACCACUGUCCAACUACUGCUUUGAUAUUUUUAAUAACCUCACAAAAGUAAUGUUUUAAAUUGUAAAACUGGGUGUCUUGGAGAAUAGGGAUGAAAGUUAAAACUGGGUUUUAAAUAGUUUUGUUUUUUUUAAAUAAAGCAGUUGGUAUGUGUUGCUUUUUGUCCAACAUCCAGAACACACUAUCAGUAAUGGUGUCAAGAUCGUGUCACGUUUGGGCACUGUACGCUCUCUUGCUGUUUACUGAACAAAUUUGCUUUACUGUAAUGCACUGACUUGUGCUGGAGCUCCUUUGUAUGUACAAGAAUUUGUAUUGUCCAUGUAAGCUUGUUGAAAUGCUGCAAUGAAAUGUGUUCUAGGUUUUUGUUUUUUUAUAAUGAGAAGAAUAAAAGUGAUUAUGUAA
Molecule: messenger RNA, 2863 nt
Organism: Boleophthalmus pectinirostris (great blue-spotted mudskipper)
Lineage: Eukaryota; Metazoa; Chordata; Actinopteri; Gobiiformes; Gobiidae
Gene: srsf11
Product: serine and arginine rich splicing factor 11
Exons: 11
Coding region: 1383-2456 (357 amino acids)
Cellular component (GO): nucleoplasm
Molecular function (GO): RNA binding
Source: RefSeq, a predicted model, not a curated record